Messenger RNA from Exophiala spinifera, 3252 nucleotides. RefSeq lists its product as uncharacterized. Gene Ontology annotation, biological process: peptide catabolic process. NCBI's taxonomy places the organism in Eukaryota, Fungi, Ascomycota, Eurotiomycetes, Chaetothyriales, Herpotrichiellaceae. Bases 1 to 3252 code for a protein of 1083 amino acids. Gene Ontology annotation, cellular component: mitochondrion; cytosol. The record is from RefSeq and is a predicted model, not a curated record. The transcript has 2 exons. Gene Ontology annotation, molecular function: metalloendopeptidase activity; metal ion binding.
AUGGAUUCUGUCAAACGCAUAACAGAUUCUCUGGAGAAGCCAGACCUUGACGACCGGCUGUACCGUGUCAUCGAGCUUCCCAACAAGCUGGAGGCACUGCUCGUUCAAGAUGCGCAGGCAGACAAGGCAAGCGCAAGUCUCAACGUCCAUGUUGGGAACUUCUCCGAUUCAACAGACAUGCCUGGAAUGGCACAUGCUGUAGAGCAUUUGCUAUUCAUGGGCACAGAAAAGUAUCCAGGAGAGAACGAAUAUAGCAGCUACCUUUCCUCCCAUGCUGGCUACUCCAACGCGUAUACGGCGGCCACACAAACAAAUUACUUCUUCGAGUGUGCCGCAUCACAUGAAGGACAAGAGGGCGCUGUGAACGGGGACGCAAAGGGGCCAUUGUAUGGCGCCUUGGACCGUUUUGCACAGUUUUUCGUGAAGCCUCUCUUCCUCGAGAAUACCUUGGAUAGAGAACUAAAUGCAGUGGAUUCGGAAAACAAGAAGAAUCUCCAAAGCGACGUUUGGAGACUGUCGCAGCUGGCCAAAUCGCUGUCGAAUCCCGAACACCCCUACCAUCAUUUCUCCACAGGCAAUUUGCAAACGCUAAAGGAUGAGCCGGAAAAGAGAGGAGUCAAGAUUCGGGAUGAGUUCAUUCGAUUUUAUGAGAGACACUAUUCUGCAAACCGUAUGAAGCUGGUAGUGCUGGGGCGCGAGUCCUUGGACGAGCUGGAGGGCUGGGUGGUUGAAUUCUUCUCCAAAGUUCAAAACAAAGAUCUGCCAGAGAAUAGGUGGGACGGGAUUGAGAUUCUAGAAAAGGACCAGCUAUCCACUGAGGUCCUCGCAAAGCCAGUGAUGGAACGUCGAUCUCUUGAAAUCAGCUUCCCUUAUCAGGAUGAAGAAUCGAUGUACGAGACCCAACCAGCCAAGUAUAUCUGCCAUCUCCUGGGCCACGAGGGACCGGGGAGUGUGUUCGCUUAUCUGAAGAAUAGAGGGCUGGUGUCAUCUCUAUCUGCGGGAUACCAUCCCAUCUGCCCCGGGUCUGCGUUCCUUGAGCUGGACAUUGAACUGACGUUGGAGGGGUUGAAGAAAUACCAUGAAAUUGUGACAACCAUAUUCCAAUACAUUGGCAUGAUGAAGGCGAACCCACCUGUUGAGUGGAUGUAUGAAGAAACGAAGAACAUGGCUGAAGUUGAGUUCAGAUUCCGACAGAAAACACCGCCUAGCCGCUUCACCAGUGGCACAAGCAGCUUGAUGCAGAAGCCGUUGCCCCGCAACUGGUUACUGAGUGGUACAAGCAGACUGCGCAGGUUCGAUGCCGAAGGUAUCGUACAGGCCAUGCAGUACUUGCGGGAAGACAACUUCCGCCUCAUGCUGGUAUCCCAAGAGUAUCCGGGCUCAUGGGAUCAAAAGGAGAAAUGGUACGGGACGGAUUACAAGGUCGAAAAGAUACCUACCGACGUCCUAUCAGAGGUCCGAAAGGCCCUCUCAUUCCCACAAACUGAAACGCCCAAGGAGCUUCAUCUGCCACACAAGAAUGAAUUUAUCCCCACCAAGCUGGACGUUGAGAAAUUGGAUGUCAAGGAGCCAGCGAAGGCACCAAAACUGCUACGCAACGAUGAGCUGGUUCGCCUCUGGUGGAAGAAGGACGAUGUGUUCUGGGUUCCCAAGGCCAACGUCAACAUCAGACUACGAAAUGCACUCACAGGCAGUAAUCCGGUCAACUAUACCAAGACGAUGAUCUUUGAAAUGUUGGUCAGAGAUGCUCUGCAAACUUAUGCGUACGAUGCCGAAAUCUCCGGUCUUGGAUAUUCAAUCUCCGCCUUUCCGCUUGGUCUGGACAUUGGCGUACAUGGGUAUAACGACAAGAUGGCCGUCCUUCUGGAAAAGAUCUUGGUUACUCUCCGCGACAUUGAGCUCAAACAAGAUCGUUUCGAUAUCAUCAAAGAGCGCAUGUCACGAAUAUUCAAAAACUGGUACCUUCAGCCGCCGUACGGCCAAGUGGGUGAAUAUACAAGAUGGCUAUUGACCGAACGUGGGUUCAUGACCGAUGCAUAUGCUGCCGAACUACCGCACAUCACCUUUGAAGACAUCAAGAACUUUGGACCAAAGCUUCUACAACAAACUCACGUUGAGAUUCUCGCGCAUGGCAACCUGUACAAGGAGGAUGCUAAGAAGAUUGCAAACCUUGUCGAAUCGACCUUGAAGCCCCGCGCUUUCCCAGUCUCGCAGUGGCAUCUAAGGCGUAACAUUGUCAUUCCGGAAGGAAGCAAUUUCAUUUACAAGCAGACCCUAGGAGAUCCGGCAAAUGUGAAUAACGCCAUCGAGUAUUUUCUCGACGUAGGCCACGUCAUGGACAUCAGACUUCGUGCGAGGCUACAAUUGUUCGCGCAGAUGACAGAUGAGCCAGCCUUCAAUCAACUCCGAACCAAAGAGCAACUAGGGUACGUUGUCUGGAGCGGUCUACGCCCAGCUGCGGUGACAAUGGGCUAUCGAGUGCUUAUUCAAAGCGCUCGGGAUCCGGAAUAUCUCGAAACACGGAUAAAUGCCUUCCUGCUGAAGUUCAAGCAAGAUCUGCAAGACAUGUCAGAGGAAGAAUUCGAGGGCCACAAGCGAAGCCUUAUCAGCAAGAGACUGGAGAAACUCAAGAACUUGACUAUGGAGACAAACCGUCUCUGGGUCCACAUCAGCGGCGAGUUUCUAAACUUCCACCAAGUCGAAAUUGACGUCGCGGCCAUCAGACAGCUCACCAAGGACGACAUCGCCCAGUUCUAUGCCCAUUAUAUAGACCCAGAGUCACCUACCCGAGCCAAGCUAUCUAUCCACCUCGAAGCACAAAAAUCAACUCCCGUUGCUGAAGUGCCAACAUCGGAGAAGAAGGACCAGUUCGUAGGACUCGUCGGACAAGUUCUCGGAUCCCUUGGUGUGGAUCUGGAUGAGCACAAGCUUAAAUCGCAUUUCGAAAAGGUCGAUCCUAUCGAUGACGCGGCCACUGCGAAUGCCAUCGACGAAUACAUUGGCACAUCCCUCGCUGCAUCAAAGAAGGCCGAAAUCGUUGAAAAAGUCAAGGAGGCGAUUCCUCAAAUUCUGCUGGCUUCCACUAUCAAGCCUGUGACACCACCUCCAAAUCCGACUGAAAUCGCUUCAAAAGUCCCCACCCCUGUUAUCAUAGAAGAUGCUUUCAAGUGGAAAGCUGGUCUGCAAGUCAGCAAGGCUCCCCUGGCUGUGGUGGAUAUCGCUCAGUUCGAGGAUCUAGAGUCGAAGUUGUAA